GAAGAUACAGAGAAAAGGAGAGAAAUGCGAGAGAGGAGAAGAAAAGUUUUAAAGAAUAUAUGCUGUAACAUAAACACCUGCUAACACCCACCAUGUUGAGGGAUGGGGAAUUACAAGUCCAGACCAACAAUCUCUUGUGCAGAUGAACUUAAAAAGAAAAUAAGUGAAAGUUACUCAAUAUUCAGAUCAAAAAUCAUUGAAGAACUUCGUCCAAAUGAAAAGGAUUGGACAGAAUUACAGUUAGCAUGUGGGAGAGGAGACUGCACCACUGUAGCUGACUUGCUGACUGAUGAGAAUAUAGAGGAAAGAACAGAUACUGGGUUAACACUCCUUCACAUAGCUUGUAUAUUUGGGGGAAGUAAAAGUCUGAUAGAUUUACUGCUGAAGAAAAACGUGAAAUCCUCAGUGCUCAGUAAGAACCAGUUUUCUGCACUACAUUUAGCUACAUACAAGGGAGAUACAGAAUGCGUUCAGAACUUGCUGGACAGUGAGGAUGUAGAUGUAAAUUUGGCAGGAAACAGUGGCACCUUCCCAUUACACAUAGCAGCUAAGUGUGGUCAUGCUGAGAUAACCAGUGCUUUGUUGGAAAAUGGAGCAAAGGUCAAUGCUGAGGAUGCAGUAAAGUUCUCACCACUGCAUGUAGCCUGCAACUUUGGUCAUGAGCGGGUGGUGGAGCUGCUGAUCUCACACGGGGCUGAUGUAAACAUUUCAGGGGGAGUGGGUGACAGGCCUCUACACUUGGCCUGUGCCAAGGGUCACCUCCACAUCACUAAGCUGCUAGUCCAGGGCACUUCCCAACAAAAGGCCGAUGUAAAUGUUACAGACGACGAGCAGCACCGACCGAUCCACUUCUGCUGUAAGUCAGGGCACCUGCCUGUCCUGUACUACUUACUGGAAAACAAGGCAGAGCCACAUGCCCAGAACAUCUAUGGAGACACCCCUCUUCAUUUGGCAUGUUACAAUGCCAAGGUGGAGGUGGUCAAGCAGUUAGUAUUACUGACCAGUGCUGAGAGUCUGACUGUUGAAAACAUAUUCAGUGAGUUCCCAAUACACAGUGCCUGUACCAGUGGUCGCAGCCUGGAACUGAUCAAGUAUCUGUUGGAGCAGCCCAGUGUCAACAUCAACCAGCAGGGGCGAGAUGGACAUACAGCAUUGCACAGUGCCUGUAACCAUGGUCACAUCCGUGUUGUCCAGUUCCUACUGGAGUGUCGUGCUGACAUGAACCUUGUGUCCACCAUGACUGACCAGAACUCGGGAAGUGAGAAGGUGGAGGAACAGACAGCACUCAUGUGGGCUUAUGAACAAGGACAUGAUGACAUAGUGACACUUCUGAAGCACCAUAAACGGCCCCAGGAUGAGUCAGCCUGUGGGGACUACUCCCAGCCAGGUCAAGAGGGGUCAUACGUAUCCGUCCCCUCCCCUCUGGGUAAACUUAAAAGUAUAACACGAGAGAAAAUAGAUGUGCUACAGCUGAGAUCCACUUUACCUCGUCACUACCACUUAAAUAUCAGCGACCUUGACUUUGAGGAGGUCAUUGGCAGUGGAUCAUUUGGCAAGGUGUACAAAGGGCGCUAUGAUGGCAAAGUGGUGGCCAUCAAAAGAUAUAGAGCAAACUCGUUUGGUGCCAAAUCUGAUGUUGACAUGUUCUGUAGAGAGGUGGCCAUUCUGUCCAAGUUAAACAGCCCCUAUGUGAUCAGCUUUGUAGGGGCAUGCCUAGAUGAUCCCAGUCAAUUUGCCAUCGUUACUCAGUUUGUGUCUGGUGGUUCCCUCUUCAGUAUACUUCAUGAACAAAAAAGAGUUAUAGAUCUGCAUUCCAAACUGACAAUAGCCGUGGAUAUUGCUAAGGGAAUGGCCUACCUACACACGCUGCCUCAACCAAUCAUACAUCGUGACCUCAACAGCCACAACGUUUUACUGGACGAGAACGGACAUGCACUAGUGGCAGACUUCGGAGAAUCCAGAUUUCUACGAUCUUUGGAGGACAACAUGACUAAACAACCUGGUAAUCUGCGCUGGAUGGCGCCCGAGAUAUUUACACAGUGUACCAAGUACAGCAUCAAGGCAGACAUGUUCAGCUACUCCCUUUGUCUUUGGGAACUACUGGCCGGGGAACUUCCAUUUGGUCACCUCAAACCUGCUGCUGCAGCAGCCGAGAUGGCCUACCACAACACACGUCCACCAAUAGCAGUGACCUUCCCUAAAGCACUAGUAGCCAUCCUCCAGCGCGGCUGGAAUGCCUCGGCAGAGGAUAGGCCCGAAUUUAAAGAAAUUGUGAUUAUUCUGGAGGAGUGUAAACAGUCCCAAGGCGUCGGGCUCCUCACCAACUCUCAAAUCAGUGUCUCCCUCGUGUCCCGACUCUCACCAAUCAGAGACGAAGAGGAAGGAGAGGAAGGUCGUGACACCCCACCCCUGGCUGGUCAUGUGACAGCACUCAGGACACACUGGGAACUUGAGGCCACAAGACACAGUGCUGUUCCAGAUGACGAGCUCAGACGUCGCCUUCAGUAUCCACAGAUAGACAAGAAUGGUUAUGUGUCAGACCCCCUGAGUACACUACAGAUCCCAGUGACUAUUGCCCCACCAGCAGACCCGCUGCCCAAACUGGAGGUGGACUCUCCCUUUACACAACCUGUGGUCAACAACCUCAGUAAUGGCUUCCGGUCACAGUCCCCAGCCAGCAGUUCAUCCUCCCUUACUGACAUCACUUCCUGACCCACUGGGCAUGCCGAGAACUCUCACCAUUGUGGGAAAUAGUCAGCAUUUCAUCAAACAAGGCAAUGACUUACAGAUGACCUUGCAACAGAGGUCAAAUGAAAAGGUGGUUUUAACUGUGUGUGAAUUCUGAGGUUAAAUCCACAUAAAUUAUCUAAACUAUGAACAUCUAGCAAUGAUCACAACCAUGUCAGGUUGUACUAGUGGGUGAACUUUCAACAGACUACAUCAUAGAAUUGUAUUUUGAUGAUGUGACUUUUCCGUCCAGAGAAUAUAAAAUUAAUGUAAUUUGAAUUAAUUUUAAAAAUGUUCAUCCUGACCUGUACUCAUCAUGACCCUGUCUGGUUGUUGUUUCAGUGAUCAACUUUGAUCCUUGUACAGAUGUGUGAUUCAGCUAUCUUUGAAACUCAGACAUUUUUACUGAAUUUUUAGGCAAAUCGUGUCCAAUUAUUUAUACUUGUUUUCAUUGAUGUCAUCAUGACCCUGUGUUGUUGUUGUGUCUGUCCCCAGAUGUUCUACAGUCUAUAGUGUGUCAUAAUGUAUUACAUGUUAAUAUCACAUUUUGGUGCUUAUUAGUCCCCCACUGCUUCGGGGGGGUGGGGGGUCUGCACUCGUCUCUGUCCAAAGAGUUUCUCCAGGGCACUCUAUAUUAUUUCACCUUGAGUAAACAGAUUUGGUAUUGGUAUGCGAGUACAUCAUGGCUUGUUAGAGUGUCAAGUACAAAAACCAGUUUGUCCCGACCAUAUUUUCUAUACUAUUACACCUUAAGUAACCAGAUUUGGUAUUUUAACUAGCAUUACUAGGUUUGGUAAAGGGGUAUGUCUUGGCUGGUGGAGUGUGUAGCACAAGAAGUGUGUUACUGUGAACUACAUCCUGAGAUAGGUAUACAGCUCGGGGUAUGUCUUGGCUGGUGGAGUGUGGAGUACAAGAAGUGUGUUACUUUGAACUACAUCCUGAGAUAGGUGUACAGCUCGGGGUAUGUCUUAACUGGUGGAGUGUGGAGUACAAGAAGUGUGUUACUGUGAACUACAUCCUGAGAUAGGUAUACAGCUCGGGGUAUGUCUUGGCUGGUGGAGUGUGGAGUACAAGAAGUGUGUUACUGUGAACUACAUCCUGAGAUAGGUGUACAGCUCGGGGUAUGUCUUGGCUGGUGGAGUGUGGAGUACAAGAAGUGUGUUACUGUGAACUACAUCCUGAGAUAGGUAUACAGCUCGGGGUAUGUCUUGGCUGGUGGAGUGUGGAGUACAAGAAGUGUGUUACUGUGAACUACAUCCUGAGAUAGGUAUACAGCUCGGGGUAUGUCUUGGCUGGUGGAGUGUGGAGUACAAGAAGUGUGUUACUGUGAACUACAUCCUGAGAUAGGUAUACAGCUCGGGGUAUGUCUUGGCUGGUGGAGUGUGGAGUACAAGAAGUGUGUUACUGUGAACUACAUCCUGAGAUAGGUGUACAGCUCGGGGUAUGUCUUGGCUGGUGGAGUGUGGAGUACAAGAAGUGUGUUACUGUGAACUACAUCCUGAGAUAGGUAUACAGCUCGGGGUAUGUCUUGGCUGGUGGAGUGUGGAGUACAAGAAGUGUGUUACUGUGAACUACAUCCUGAGAUAGGUAUACAGCUCGGGGUAUGUCUUGGCUGGUGGAGUGUGGAGUACAAGAAGUGUGUUACUGUGAACUACAUCCUGAGAUAGGUGUACAGCUCGGGGUAUGUCUUGGCUGGUGGAGUGUGGAGUACAAGAAGUGUGUUACUGUGAACUACAUCCUGAGAUAGGUAUACAGCUCGGGGUAUGUCUUGGCUGGUGGAGUGUGGAGUACAAGAAGUGUGUUACUGUGAACUACAUCCUGAGAUAGGUGUACAGCUCGGGGUAUGUCUUGGCUGGUGGAGUGUGGAGUACAAGAAGUGUGUUACUGUGAACUACAUCCUGAGAUAGGUAUACAGCUCGGGGUAUGUCUUGGCUGGUGGAGUGUGGAGUACAAGAAGUGUGUUACUGUGAACUACAUCCUGAGAUAGGUAUACAGCUCGGGGUAUGUCUUGGCUGGUGGAGUGUGGAGUACAAGAAGUGUGUUACUGUGAACUACAUCCUGAGAUAGGUAUACAGCUCGGGGUAUGUCUUGGCUGGUGGAGUGUGGAGUACAAGAAGUGUGUUACUGUGAACUACAUCCUGAGAUAGGUAUACAGCUCGGGGUAUGUCUUGGCUGGUGGAGUGUGGAGUACAAGAAGUGUGUUACUGUGAACUACAUCCUGAGAUAGGUAUACAGCUCGGGGUAUGUCUUGGCUGGUGGAGUGUGGAGUACAAGAAGUGUGUUACUGUGAACUACAUCCUGAGAUAGGUAUACAGCUCGGGGUAUGUCUUGGCUGGUGGAGUGUGGAGUACAAGAAGUGUGUUACUGUGAACUACAUCCUGAGAUAGGUAUACAGCUCGGGGUAUGUCUUGGCUGGUGGAGUGUGGAGUACAAGAAGUGUGUUACUGUGAACUACAUCCUGAGAUAGGUAUACAGCUCGGGGUAUGUCUUGGCUGGUGGAGUGUGGAGUACAAGAAGUGUGUUACUGUGAACUACAUCCUGAGAUAGGUGUACAGCUCGGGGUAUGUCUUGGCUGGUGGAGUGUGGAGUACAAGAAGUGUGUUACUGUGAACUACAUCCUGAGAUAGGUAUACAGCUCGGGGUAUGUCUUGGCUGGUGGAGUGUGGAGUACAAGAAGUGUGUUACUGUGAACUACAUCCUGAGAUAGGUGUACAGCUCGGGGUAUGUCUUGGCUGGUGGAGUAUGGAGUACAAGAAGUGUGUUACUUUGAACUACAUCCUGAGAUAGGUGUACAGCUCGGUCAAUAUAGAAAUCAUCACUGGUGGGGGACUAUGGAUUGCAGCCUUCAAUACUUUGCCUUGGUUGUGAUGUACUUACAUCAUCAUCUUUUAAUCUGUCAUCUUCAUGUUCUUGUGCCUUGAUUACCUGCCUAUGUGAAUUUAAAAAAUUAAUACAAUAUUUUUUCGACAGGAUUUAGGGCUUAUUUUCCAUACAUUUAUAUUUUCGCCAAGCUUUUGUAAAGGUAGUUCCAAUCAAAAUGUUUCCUGUGCAUCAAAUAGGAUAUUAUUUUUGUAUUAACACAAAGUUAGCUUGUAACAAUAUACAAAGGUUCAGCAAUGCAAUACAUUUAUGUCUUUACUUCCCAAUCGUUUAUCCUUGGAAACCUUGGUGAAAUACUUGAAUAAAUAACAUGUCAAUUAGAAUAUUGUAAUUGCAGGGCUUGCCAAUUGACCGGACUCCACUGUACUGAGAUAUAGAUUGUACUGUAAUCUUUCAUUCAAUAUUUAUGUUAUUAACGGUUAGUUGUCGAGUAAAAAUGUUUUUACAAAUCCAGGGAAUGGUUUCAGCACAUCUUUGUAACUGUUUAUACCACAUAUACAAUACUGAUGUGGUGUAGCCUGACCCUCUGGGUGGAUGUGAUGUUGGACAUUUAUAAAUACCAGGUCUGAAGCUGUCUAUUAAAUGUACAGUAAAACCUGACAUUAAAGACAUGUUGUGACAAUCUUAAGUGUGAUGGCAGUGAGUAAUAAUUGAUAUCUCGAUGGCGUGAGAGUGUGUGUCGUCUGUUACAUAAGUAAGGCACAGUGCAAUAUAUUUAAUAGGAUAUUUGUGGAUAUCUGUUCAUUUACAAUAUUACAUUAAAAUUUUAUAGAGCAACAAAUAAUGUCAGUUUUGGUUUCAUAUCUUUUUAAAAAUGUCUUUGUACUUUUUAUAUUAAGCCUGAAAAAAUCAGGUGAACACUAUGUGGUCAGUGAGGUGAUGACUUUACCAUGGACGUAAAGCCUGUCUAUAGAGGCAUUCUAAAUCAUUGUAUGUAUUAUGUAUACCACAAAUAAUUAAACCUUAAGCUUGCUAAAACACUUAGAACUUCCUAAGCCAUGCUGAUUGGUAGGGAUAACACUGGUCACAGAUGUGGUGACCUGAUAUAACAGUUACUGGUUAUAGGUAGGGAUAACACUGGUCGCAGAUGUGGUGACCUGAUGUAACAGUUACUGAUUAUAGGUAGGGAUAACACUGGUCACGGAUGUGGUGACCUGAUAUAACAGUUACUGAUUAUAGGUAGGGAUAACACUGGUCCCAGAUGUGGUGACCUGAUAUAACAGUUACUGGUUAUAGGUAGGGAUAACACUGGUCACAGAUGUGUUGACCUGAUAUAACAGUUACUGAUUAUAGGUAGGGAUAACACUGGUCCCAGAUGUGGUGACCUGAUAUAACAGUUACUGGUUAUAGGUAGGGAUAACACUGGUCACAGAUGUGGUUACCUGAUAUAACAGUUACUGAUUAUAGGUAGGGAUAACACUGGUCCCAGAUGUGGUGACCUGAUAUAACAGUUACUGGUUAUAGGUAGGGAUAACACUGGUCGCAGAUGUGGUGACCUGAUGUAACAGUUACUGAUUAUAGGUAGGGAUAACACUGGUCCCAGAUGUGGUGACCUGAUAUAACAGUUACUGGUUAUAGGUAGGGAUAACACUGGUCGCAGAUGUGGUGACCUGAUAUAACAGUUCCUGAUUAUAGGUAGGGAUAACACUGGUCCCAGAUGUGGUGACCUGAUAUAACAGUUACUGGUUAUAGGUAGGGAUAACACUGGUCACAGAUGUGUUGACCUGAUAUAACAGUUCCUUAUUAUAGGUAGGGAUAACACUGGUCACAGAUGUAGUGACCUGAUAUAACAGUUCCUGAUUAUAGGUAGGGAUAACACUGGUCACAGAUGUGUUGACCUGAUAUAACAGUUCCUUAUUAUAGGUAGGGAUAACACUGGUCACAGAUGUGUUGACCUGAUAUAACAGUUCCUUAUUAUAGGUAGGGAUAACACUGGUCACAGAUGUGGUGACCUCAUAUAACAGUUACUGAUUAUAGGUAGGGAUAACACUGGUCCCAGAUGUGGUGACCUGAUAUAACAGUUACUGGUUAUAGGUAGGGAUAACACUGGUCACAGAUGUGGUUACCUGAUAUAACAGUUACUGAUUAUAGGUAGGGAUAAAACUGGUCACAGAUGUGGUGACCUGAUGUAACAGUUACUGAUUAUAGGUAGGGAUAACACUGGUCCCAGAUGUGGUGACCUGAUAUAACAGUUACUGGUUAUAGGUAGGGAUAACACUGGUCACAGAUGUGGUGACCUGAUAUAACAGUUACUGAUAUAUCUGAGACAAUUGCUGACAUUUUGAUAUAACUUGUGAUAAGCCUUUUCGUACCUUUUAACAGACUCUUUAUUAGGGCUAGACUCCAGUCUCUCUGAUACAGCAACCGAGGUCUGGGGUUUGUUAUAUUACUGUAUUCUGUAAGUAUUUAUGGUCUUUCAUUCUAUAUUUUGAAAUGCAAGAGACUUGGACAGUAGAUGAUGUUUUACAUUUUUACAUUAGAUACAACAUGAAAUAUUAGUUACCAAUAUUUCUGCAUUUUGUUACAAAUAUAAUAAACUGUAUUCACAAUAAAAGUGGAGUUUUUUUCCAAAUCAAUGUA
Molecule: messenger RNA, 8187 nt
Organism: Mizuhopecten yessoensis (Yesso scallop)
Lineage: Eukaryota; Metazoa; Mollusca; Bivalvia; Pectinida; Pectinidae
Product: serine/threonine-protein kinase TNNI3K-like
Exons: 23
Coding region: 103-2712 (869 amino acids)
Biological process (GO): protein phosphorylation
Molecular function (GO): protein binding; protein kinase activity; ATP binding
Source: RefSeq, a predicted model, not a curated record